This is a messenger RNA of Erinaceus europaeus (western European hedgehog), 2814 nucleotides long. RefSeq names its product forkhead box I3 (gene FOXI3). NCBI's taxonomy places the organism in Eukaryota, Metazoa, Chordata, Mammalia, Eulipotyphla, Erinaceidae. Bases 76 to 1383 code for a protein of 435 amino acids. The record is from RefSeq and is a predicted model, not a curated record. Gene Ontology annotation, molecular function: DNA-binding transcription factor activity, RNA polymerase II-specific; RNA polymerase II cis-regulatory region sequence-specific DNA binding. Gene Ontology annotation, biological process: anatomical structure morphogenesis; regulation of transcription by RNA polymerase II; cell differentiation. The transcript is spliced from 2 exons.
CUUCUCCCUCGGCUGCCGGUGCCUCUCGCUCCCCUUGCGCAGACGGGCGGGGCUGCGGGGUCGGCCUCCAAAGGGAUGCUCUCGCCGGACCGGCGACACCAACCCCGCUCGCCCCCCGCCGCCGCCGCGCCGCACCCGCCGACGGCCCCCGACAUGGCUCUGUACUGCGGCGACAACUUCGGGGUGUACGCGCAGCCCGGCCUCCCGCCGCCCAACGCCGCCGCCACCCCGGGCGCGCCCCCCGCCGCCAGGGCGUCCUACACGCUGGCCGACUACGCGACGCCGCCCGCCGCCGCCAACCCCUACCUGUGGCUCAACGGGCCCGGGGUGGGCGGCUCGCCUACGGCCGCCGCGUACCUGGGCGCCCCGCCGCCGCCGCCCGGGGGCGCCGCGGGCCCCUUCCUGCAGCCGCCCUCGGCCGCCGGUACCUUCGCCUGCGCGCAGCGCUCCUUCGCGCAGCCCGCGCCCGCCGCGCCGGCCUCGCCCGCCGGCCCCGCCGCCUCCGGGGAGCUGGGCUGGCUGUCCAUGGCCAGCCGCGAGGACCUGAUGAAGAUGGUGCGGCCGCCCUACUCGUACUCCGCGCUCAUCGCCAUGGCCAUCCAGAGCGCGCCCGAGCGCAAGCUCACGCUCAGCCACAUCUACCAGUUUGUGGCCGACAGCUUCCCGUUCUACCAGCGCAGCAAGGCCGGCUGGCAGAACUCCAUCCGCCACAACCUGUCACUCAACGACUGCUUCAAGAAGGUGCCCCGGGACGAGGACGACCCAGGGAAAGGUAAUUACUGGACCCUGGAUCCCAACUGUGAGAAAAUGUUUGACAAUGGCAACUUCCGAAGGAAGCGAAAGCGCCGCUCUGAGGCCAGCAGUAGCUCCACGGUUGCUGCAGGAGCACUGAAAUCAGAAGAAGGGAUGUCAUCCUCAGGAUUGGGGUCUGGAGUGGUUGGGAAGCCAGAAGGAAACAGCCCCUCUGCUUUGCUAAGGCCUUCUCAGUCACCAGAGCCUCCAGAGGGCACCAAGAGUACUGCCUCCUCCCCUGGAGGAACCAUGCUCAGCUCCACUCCAUGUCUCAACACCUUCCUCAGCAGCCUCAGCCCCUUAACCAGCGGAAGCACCCAGCGCACUCUUCCUGGCAGCCGCCACCUAGGAAUUCAGGGUGCCCAGCUGUCCUCCAGCAGCACAUUCUCCCCUAGCUCCAUCUCCGAGACCUCACCAGACACAUUACAGCUAAAUAACAACUCCAACACCAGCAGUAGCCAGAGAGCUUCAUAUUAUAGCCCGUUUCCUCCCAGCACCAGCGGGGGGCAAAGCAACCCUUUCAGCAACCCUUUCUACAAUUUCAGCAUGGUCAACAGCCUCGUUUAUCCCCGGGAAGGCUCAGAGGUAUAGAGUUCUGCUUCUCAGACAUGAAUAAUCCCACCUGAGAUUGUAUUAAAAUGCCUGAAUCCAAGACUAUAGGUCUGGUUGAGGUUAGGGUCUGCAUUGCCCUGGAACAUUUUCAGGGUGGUCCUGGGAUCACACUGCCUGAGUUCUCCACACUGCCUGUGUGCAUGGGUAUCCUAGAUGACUUUACAACCUGGCAGCUGUUUCAAGUUUCUCUCUAUAAAAGGGGUCUCCUUGAAGAGAAACCCACCUUACCCUGUUCCUAGGAUAAUAGCUGUGAGCCCUGUGGGGCCAGGGACCAAAUCUGAUUUGUUCAUUGUGUGUUACAUAUCAGGUUUUCAGGCUUAACCAUGUGUAGGGGCUGGCCCCAAGACUUAAGUGAAUGAAGUUUUGGGUAGGAAAAAAGUAGCAAAAACAGGGAGUGGCUGGCUGGUGGGUCAACCAGCUGUUGUGGGCAGCUAGGUGUCUUCUUACUGGCAACUUUGUUUUUCUAGAAAAGUCAGAUAUCUGGGUUUUUUAAUGUUUUUCUUUAUUGAGAUAAUACCAGUUUACACUUAUUAAAUGUCUGGACUUGUAUAGGACACCUCCAUUUUUGUUCUUUGCAUCUAAAGUUUUAAAAAUAAGUAGUCAUGUACGUCAUGACAUUUUAGCCAACUAGUGACGACUGUGUGUGAAGAUGGUCCCAAAAAUCCAAUUGCCUAGUGAUGUCAUUCUCAUACACUUUCUAUACCUUUUUUAAAAAUUUUAUUUAUUUUAUUUUAUCUCAUACAGCUCUUUGAUAGCUUCAUUUCCCCUGGUACUUGAUUUAAUCUCAUGUUUUGCCCAUCAUAUUCCCCUCACUGAACAGAAUCUAUUGCUGUUACUUUCCACACUGAAAUAACCGAAGAAUCCGUUUCCCCUCAUUAAAUGAUAUAUGGCUGUGCUAGGAAACACUACUAGUUGCCAAACUUUAUCUGGCUCAUGGCUUCCCUCUGUUCAGUGCUUCGUAUAGCAUUGUUACUAAUUACAAUAGAACUGUCUAAGCAAGUCCUGUGUACCAGGCAUGGUUGUAGAUUCUUGAUGUGAAUGCUUGCUACCCCUGAUUUUCUAUAUGGUGAAAAUGAAACUCUUUAAGAUGUCAGAUUAACUUUCCCAAAACUGUACAAGGAAUUAUAGAACCAGGGUUGCAUCCAGGCAGUUCUUUGUUGUAGUUCUUGAAAAUAGUAGUGAAGAUGCCAUUAUCUAGAGAUAGAUAUGGUAUCUAUGUGGCAUGUAAGACACCAGGUCCUCUUUUUUGACCAAAUACUGAAAUCUCACUUGAUGUUCCCUUGCAUGGAAGUGAACACCAUCUCUGCCUUACUUUUAUUUUUAUCCAGAGUACUACUUAGCUUUGGCUUAUGGUGGUGCAGAGGAUUGAACCUGGCAUCUUAGAGCCUCAGGCAUGAGAGUCUUAUUUCC